Molecule: messenger RNA, 632 nt
Organism: Diatraea saccharalis (sugarcane borer)
Lineage: Eukaryota; Metazoa; Arthropoda; Insecta; Lepidoptera; Crambidae
Source: the annotation of a GenBank genome assembly
UCCAUUACUCUUUAAGAAAUUAAAAAAUAUAUAAGUUUUAUCAAUAUGAACACAAAGGGGUCUGUUUUUAUAUUAGUUUUGGUACUUACCGCAGCGCAGGCUAUACCACUAGUUUUAAAAGAGUCAUCGCCGUCUGGUGAAGCUAUUGUUGCCAUAUCAUCGUCUGAUCCCGAUGUCAACAAGUAUAUUAAUAUAGCGUAUCCAAACCAUGUAAUGCAUGAAUCUCAGAGUCAAGAGAACCCAGUUAUUGGUAGGAGUUUCUCCAUCGUCACACCAGGGGGAGCCGCUGCUGGUACAGGCAGAGGUUUCGUUUCUACGUCAGCUUUAAACCCAUAUUUAAUGCCUCUUUUCUUAGGCCCUAUCAAUUUUGAAGGUAUUGGACUUAGUAAUUUUGGAGCAUUAAAUGAUUGGGUUAAAGGAAUCGAUGGUAUUUAUGAUUCUGGCUUUGGUGGCAAUGGGGAAAUUCGAACAGCUUCGGCCAUCAACGACAACGGUCACGUAUAUGGUAAUGUUAAAACAAUUACAUUUGAUAACAGAGCCAAAAAUAAGAAUUAGAUUUUAUUAAAUAGAAUUAUGUGCUAGAUUUUUUGUUCGAUGAAAUGUUUUAAUUUGAAAGGAUUUGUGAAUAGUUG